This is a messenger RNA of Ochotona curzoniae (black-lipped pika), 2141 nucleotides long. RefSeq names its product ubiquitin conjugating enzyme E2 V1 (gene UBE2V1). The transcript has 4 exons. The coding region runs from base 243 to 704 and encodes 153 amino acids. Gene Ontology annotation, cellular component: nucleus. The record is from RefSeq and is a predicted model, not a curated record. Lineage: Eukaryota; Metazoa; Chordata; Mammalia; Lagomorpha; Ochotonidae. Gene Ontology annotation, biological process: DNA damage tolerance; protein K63-linked ubiquitination.
UGUGGGGCCUGGGGCUCAAGCACUCGGGCCAUUUUCCACUGCUUUCCCAGGCGCCUUAGGUGGAGGCUGGUUGAGAAUCUGAGCAUCCAGGCACUCCAGUACCGUGUGUCAGCGUCACAGGCAGCACCUUAACCCACUAUGCCACAGUGUCGGUGCCCUGGAGCUUCUUCCGAUAUCAUCCCUUUGUUAGUUUGCUAGGGCCACCACAGCAACGUACCACGGGCUAGGAGACCUCAGCGACAAUGGCGGGAUGCUCACCGUGCUGGAGACUGGCGUCACCAGGAGUAAAAGUCCCUCGCAAUUUCCGACUGUUGGAAGAACUCGAAGAAGGCCAGAAAGGAGUAGGAGAUGGCACAGUUAGCUGGGGUCUAGAAGAUGACGAAGACAUGACACUUACAAGAUGGACAGGGAUGAUAAUUGGGCCUCCAAGAACAAUUUAUGAAAACCGAAUAUACAGCCUUAAAAUAGAAUGUGGACCCAAAUACCCAGAAGCUCCCCCCUUUGUACGAUUUGUAACAAAAAUUAACAUGAAUGGAAUUAAUAGUUCUAACGGAGUGGUGGACCCUCGGGCCAUCUCGGUGCUGGCCAAGUGGCAGAACUCGUACAGCAUCAAAGUCGUGCUGCAGGAGCUGCGGCGCCUGAUGAUGGCAAAAGAGAACCUGAAGCUCCCGCAGCCGCCCGAAGGACAGUGCUACAGCAACUAGGCCGCAGGACGCUGCCGGCCACCAGCAGGCCGCCUGCUCCGCAGUAGUCCAUUUUCUAGGUUCAUCUUGUAGGCCUCCAAGUACUGGAAAGGAAGCUCCCAUUCAAAGGCAAUUUAUCUAAGGAUACUGUAAAUGAUACUAAUUUUUUGUCCAUUUGAAAUAUAUAAGUUGUGCUAUAACACCAUCCUGUCAAGUGUAACCACUGUCCACGUAGUUGAACUUCCGGGAUCAAGAAAGCCUAUUUAAAUCAAUUCCCACCCUCACUGGUGGGACACAGCUAACUCAACUGUGAAAAGACACGUCACACAGUCACCUUGCUGCUGCUCACCUGGCCUGGGCCUCUGCCUCCUUCCCCACCCUCCUGCCCCGCCCCUGCCUCCCUGCAGCUUGAGGUGGCUCCCUAGAGGAGAGGUGAAGGUUUCAGGGGGCAGCCGUGGGACUAGUGCAGGGGUGUGGGGGUGCGUCUCCCCCUGGUUUCUUUCUUGAGUCUUAAUUGGUACCCUCUCCAUCAUGUCCCCUGCCUCCCUCCCCCACCAAUGGCCGAAGCAUAGAUUGUAACCCUUCACCCCCCCCUCUGAAAUUGGCCUUCAGGGCGGACUCCAGGGCUCGCCCACGCCUUGCUCCCACACUCCAUGGAGGGGUGUGUGCUCCCCUCUCCCUCAGGCCCUUUGUGCUCCAUCACCCCUCACUCCUGACACUUCUGCAGGGAGGCCUCCUGGAGCUGGGGAACCACAGCCACCCGACACCAGGCCCGCAAGUGAGUCCCGGGGCUCCCGCCCUGUGCCCGGGUCGGCAGCCAUGGAGGAGCUCUCCCAGCUCGGAUUCUGAGAGGGUGGUGAUAACCCAGACCUGCCAGCUCUCGGAGGCCUUGGUGCUUCGGCGUGGGCACAGGCUGCCUGGAGACCCAUCCACACCAGGAGCCUCUGCAUCGUCCUCUCGCACAGUUGCUUCUGCUUUUCAACAUGGAAGACGUUGCAGACAGGGCUGUUGCUUGGGGCAUCCGCGGUCCCUUGGGUCAAAUUUGGAAUCAGACAACUGGAACAGAGAGAACCUCGGAGCCAUGCUGCGGGGCUGGGCUGGCGCGGGCAUGGAGGUGGAAGUCGGCGCAUACGGCAGGGCCCCGAUGCGGGCAGCCCGGCCCCUGGCACCCAGCAGAGUUCCCCAUCGCCCCCCAGGACCACUCGAAGCUGAAGCAUGGAUGAUACUGAAAUAAAAGCAAGUUAUGGUGUCCUCCAGGGUUUUUUGUUUUGUUUUUUUCUUUUAAUUUAGUAUUUAAGUGAAAAACUUCCUUUUGAAGCAGCCACCAUUCCCUGGGGGUUGGGGUUCUAAGGAGGUCCUGUCCUGGGCUUCCGUCUAACCUAACAGUAUUCCAUACGCAGCCUUUUUCUUGUCAGACCAUUGCCUGGUUUUAAUAUAAUAAAGUGUGCGUUCGUAUUU